Messenger RNA from Anisakis simplex (herring worm), 864 nucleotides. Lineage: Eukaryota; Metazoa; Nematoda; Chromadorea; Rhabditida; Anisakidae. The record is from the annotation of a GenBank genome assembly.
AUGAAUCGGAUCUGCCAUGAGUCUUGUUACAUGGUAACUGAAGCGUCUGCUGAUGUGCCAGUGCAGCAGUUAAUAAAUCCAAGUGCGAAAAAAUCUGAGGAACCGUUGUUGGCUUCAAAUCCAUCGCGCUUCGUCAUAUUCCCGAUUAAAUAUCACGAUAUAUGGACAUUCUACAAGAAUGCUGUUGCAUCGUUUUGGACUGCUGAUGAGAUUGAUUUAUCGCAUGACUAUGGGGACUGGCAACAAUUGACCGACAACGAGAGAUUCUUUAUCUCGCGUGUUCUUUCAUUUUUCGCCGCAUCCGAUGGUAUUGUUAACGAGAACUUGACAAAAAAUUUUUCUGUGGAAGUUCAAAUACCCGAGGCAAGAUUCUUCUAUGGAUUUCAAAUAAUGAUUGAGGGUGUGCAUUCGGAGAUGUAUUCGAAAAUGAUCGAAGUCUACAUCAGAGAUCCUGUUGAGCAAAUACCGUUAAUGAAAAGUGUUCACUUUGAGGGUUUGCAUCGUGAUUUCGCUUGUCUUCUAUACAAAUACAUCGUCAACAAACCCAGCCAAGAAAAGGUUUAUGAAAUCAUCAAAGAAGCUGUUCGCCUCGAGCAGGAAUACCUAACCGAGGCGCUGCCAGUAAGUUUGAUCGGAAUGAAUUCAAAGUUAAUGUCAGAAUAUAUUGAAUACGUUGCUGAUCAUCUACUCACUGAGCUCAGCUACCCAAAGCUUUACAAUGCGAAAAAUCCGUUCGAUUUUAUGGAGAAUUUAUCGAUUGAAGCGAAAACGAAUUUCUUCGAACGUCGCGUCAGUGAAUAUCAAAAAGCCGGCGUGUUGAGUGUCGAGAAGGAGAAGACGUUCGAUCUAGAUGCAGCCUUUUGA